AUGGCAGACGACCCCGUCUCUCCUCUCCUUCGCCUGCCCACUGAGCUCCGCCUCCGGAUCUACGAACUCGCCCACGACGCAAAGUACAUCAGUCCGAGACUAACCUGGCGCAACGACUUCACUCUCCAUCUCUACGGAAGUCAAGACUACCAUGGCCAAGUCAUCACCACUUCUGGCUCGCCCUUCACUCUCCUCCGAGUAUGCAAACAGCUCUACACCGAAGUCCAACCCAUGCUCCCACCAAUCCGCUCCAUCUGCUUCGAGUUCAACGACUUCUCCGCGACAGAUUUGGCGCGAUGGCUGGCCCUGCUGACUCCCCGGCAAGUCUCCGAGAUCAGGAAAAUCAAAAUCUUCGGAUGGGGAAAAUGUCAACUCCGCCAGCAGAAUCACCAGAAUGCAAGAGAAAACCCGUCUUGUGAUCGUAGUCUCCUCGUCGACCUCUCACAUUACGAACGGACUUUCAACCGUACGGCUUUCCUCAGCACUGUCGGGAGGAAUCCCCAGACGGGAGGACCGAGGGAUAGUAAAUUCUACCGGGGCUUCUAUCUGAUGCGACGGCUGGAAGGCUGCGUCGUGAUUCCGAAGGCGUAUAGCCACGAGAGGAACAGUGUGGGACAGUGCAAUUCCGUGACGGAUCAGCAGCUUGCCGUGGCGGAGUUGAUCACGAAUACCGGGGAGGUGAAUACCACCAAGGAAGGCAUUGAGGGGUUGUUGAAGGCGGUCUUGACAGAUGAGAUUCCGGGUGGCCCUGGUGUGAGACGGUUGGGUUACUCUUGA
Molecule: messenger RNA, 777 nt
Organism: Lecanosticta acicola
Lineage: Eukaryota; Fungi; Ascomycota; Dothideomycetes; Mycosphaerellales; Mycosphaerellaceae
Source: the annotation of a GenBank genome assembly